Molecule: messenger RNA, 753 nt
Organism: Acanthamoeba castellanii str. Neff
Lineage: Eukaryota; Discosea; Longamoebia; Acanthamoebidae
Product: ribosomal protein L12e, putative
Exons: 7
Coding region: 1-753 (250 amino acids)
Biological process (GO): translation
Cellular component (GO): ribosome; cytosolic large ribosomal subunit
Molecular function (GO): structural constituent of ribosome; large ribosomal subunit rRNA binding
Source: RefSeq, a predicted model, not a curated record
AUGCAGAGGGCGGACACUACCGAGGUUGUGACGAUCAAGUCGCGCAUGUACGGAGGCAGGCAACCUCAUGCGGCGUGGUUGGCACCCAAGACUGGGCCUCUCGGCAUCGCGCCUCGACCCAUCUGCCAGGCGAUUGAAGACAAGAUCAAGCCUUGGCUCAACUACAAGAUCGACUUCCUCGUCCACCUCCAUCCCAAUACACGCACGGCCGAAGUGGUGGUCGCGCCCAGCGUGUCGACAAUGAUCCUACGCGCGUCGUCCUACAUCCCGCCCGACAUCUCCGAGCGCAACCUCAUCGCUUGCGGGCUGCAGAAGGGCGGGUAUGAAGUGAAAACGCGACCACCCGAAAGCCGCAAGAAGAAGUUUUCGCACGAGGCGGACAUCAUGACGGCCGCGGUGUUCGCCAUUGCCAAGCAGCAGCGCGUGUGGGGCCGAUCGCAGGCGGCCGCAUUCGUGGGCACUCUCAAGGAGGUGCUCGGCUCGUGCCACUCGCUGGGUGUCACAGUCGACGGCGUGCGCGCCAUUAAGCUCCAGCAGGCCAUCACGGAGGGCAAGUUCGCCCUGCCGCCUGACGGCGGUGAUGGUGACGACGUCAUCGAGACCUUUCUGGAGGCGGCCACCAACGCGCCGCGGCCCCAUCUGUGCAAGGAGACGACGAUGACCGACGAAGAGAAGGCCGCCAUGAAGCAGAAGGCCACCGCCAAGAUGCAGAGCGUCCGCUGGCGCGACCCACAACCGCUCCCCGCCACCUGA